CUCUUCGCUCCGGUCUAUGUGAGUGUUGGCUCGUUUGACGCUUCAUAGAGCUGACAGAUGGGUGACCACGCCUCCUCGUUUCGUCAUAACAAUAUGGCGGCGCAGUGAGGAGCGGCGUGUGCGGGCGGUAGAGCGGAAUAUCGGAUCCGGUGAUGGAGAACUACAAGAAGGUCCGGGUGGAGGAGAAGCCCAUGGAGGGGCCGUUUUCCGCCCUUUCACCAGAUAUCAUCGACAUGAAGGUAAAAGAUGGCAGCAAAAUCCGCAACCUGAUGGGUUUCGCUAUCGGGAAGAUGGAGAGCGAGAACGUGCGGCAGAUAUUGUUCAGCGGCGGCGGGAAGGCCCUGAGCAAGACCAUCACCUGCGUGGAGAUCAUGAAACGGAGGGUGAAGGAUCUUCACCAGAUCUCCAAGAUCUUCUACCGACAGACUGAAGAGAUCUGGGAGCCCAUAGUGCCCGAGGUGGGCUUAGACCCCCUCACGGUGAAGAGGAACAGCCCCUCCAUCUGCGUCCUGCUCAGUAAGGACCCCUUAGAUACCACCGAGUCCGGCUACCAAGCUCCAGGCGACUAUGACUCCAUGUGGAUCCAGGAACUUAAAGUGGAGUCUAAGGGGCCGAAGAGGAGGAAACCGGGGAUGGGCCGGGGAUCCGCAACCGGAACAAAACAGCCAAGACCUCCCGGGGGGCGAGGGGGGACCCCCAAAAAGGCGUAGAAUGUCCGCCCUGAGUCACAUUGUAUUUCUAGUGGUUGGACACGUUGUUUGGAUCCAAUCCUGGUCUGGGCGGGGUCUUUAUGGGCUCGGUCAGGAGAAGAUGAUUCUAUGGGGUAUUUUCUAGAAUUUCAGAGGUCAAGGUGACCCUAAGUCUUAUUUUAAUGGGAAUUUCCAAAGUUAAAGGGGUACUCCACUGGCCAACGUAC
Molecule: messenger RNA, 916 nt
Organism: Hyla sarda
Lineage: Eukaryota; Metazoa; Chordata; Amphibia; Anura; Hylidae
Gene: RPP25L
Product: ribonuclease P/MRP subunit p25 like
Exons: 2
Coding region: 153-710 (185 amino acids)
Biological process (GO): tRNA 5'-leader removal
Cellular component (GO): ribonuclease MRP complex
Molecular function (GO): RNA binding
Source: RefSeq, a predicted model, not a curated record